CGGCGUUUUUUACUGCAAGGGAAUGUUGACUACAUGCAUACAUUUCCCCAUUUUGUCAUGGGGUGUGUUUUCAAAACUUGACAUGAAAUAAGGACAUAUUACGGAUUUUUUUCUUGGGAAAUUUAAACCAAUCUGUCGUCAAGAUGCGACGGGAAAUACGAGAAACGAAAGUCUUAAAACUUUUACCUGCAGUGAUACUAAAAGUGUUUCAGAAUAAGCGAAAUCGAAAAAAAUCUCAUUAUUCCCUCAACCAAAGAUUAUAUCGAUGUGAUUCCAUGAUUUUCACCGUGUUCCUCUUCUCAAUGUUUUGCCUCCAAAAAAUGGGAGUGACCUGUUCUCAGGACAUUUUUCACGGCUCGACCAUCGCUCUGGAAAAGAUUAUGGUGGUCGAAAAGGAUAUUCGAACGGCCGUGGAGGAGUAUGUGGUCACUUUGGAGAGGAGGAUAGAAAUUGCCAAAAGAUAUUUGCAAGAUUCUCAAAAGUCGGACAAGAACAGUGAGAAAGUUGUGAUACAAAACGGAGACUCUUCUUCUUAUUUUUCCAGCGAAAUUACCAUAUCGCAAAAAGAAAGAGUAUUAUUUAAUCCUCUGAAAGUGUUCAAAUUAAUUCGAAAUCUUGCCAUAACGUUGCCCAGUCUUGAGAAGGAUUUACAACGGGAUGAAGAAAGACGAUUUUUACGAAAUUUAGAAAGUGUUCGAAAAGGGGUCACAUUUCCUCAACAAGCCGAUCUUAAUUCCGCCACGGAAGGAUUACUUCGUGUCCAAGAUGCCUACGACUUGGACGUAUUUUCUUUUGCCAAUGGAGACUUCGAAGGGUUAUCUACAAACUCAUCUCUCAAUGCAGCCGACUGUUUCAUAAUUGGAAGUUACUCCCUCAGCGCAAAUAUUUUCACUAGAGCCAUCGAAUGGCUCGAAAGGGCUUAUCAUCUCGUCCACAAUGAGCCUGAUACGAGCAUCUCGUCUCAAACUGUGUGGAAACAGUUGAAAGAUGCUGUUUCGAGGCACAACUCUGCCCUGAUAUCUCCUCAUCUUCCAAAAAGUCAGCACCUCUUUCGCGAUCCAGUCGAUUCUUCUCAUGGAGAUUGGAAGAAAAAGUUAGGGACACGACGACGAAAAAGGUUGGAUAACCCGACUUAUCCGCUGUACAUGACAGAACCCAGUUUUACAGACCUGACCAAUUUUGCAGCCUUGUGUCGAGGAGAACAACUACAAGCGGCAAGUUCUCAGAAAAAUCUGGUCUGUUGGUUAGACCGUCGCUCCCCACAUGCAAUCUUGCUCCCAAUUCGAGUCGAAUUACUUCACGAAAAACCACAAGUCCUGCAAAUCUACGACAUACUUCCUGCUUCGUUGUCCAGCGGGAUAAUUUCUGCCACAUCCGCGACGCUUUCCAGGUCAAGGGUGCACGGGUCGCGGAGUGAAAGUCAUAAAUUGGUCUCAGCCCAACGAACGUCCUCAUCCACAUGGAUGCAUGAUGCGAAAGUGUUGAAGAAAAUGGGAGUGAUUUACACCAGAUUACAGUCCUUGCUCGGAUUAGAUUUGAAGUCUAAGGGGGCAUGCGAACACUUUCAAGUUUCGAGUUACAAUAGUUGUGGACAUUACAAUCCACAUUUGGAUAAUAUUUUGAAGUCAAAGACUGGACAUGCCAUGGAGAAGGCUGAACUUGAUCUGGGUGACCGUUUAGCGACACUCAUGUUUUAUCUCUCUGACGUCCCUCGAGGAGGAUUUUCCGCAUUUCCGCGACUUGGCAUUGUCACAAGACCAGUUAAAGGAUCGGCUGUGUUUUGGUUUAAUGAAAAAAUUAAUGGAGACGUCGAACCCCUUUCUUUGCAUGGAGGUUGCCCCGUUCUUUAUGGAAACAAAUGGAUUGCUAAUCAGUGGAUAAGAGCAAAUUCGCAAAUGUUUGCAAGAAAGUGUUCAAAGGACAAUACAAAAGGAUCAAGUAUUUAAGAUUGGAACACGAAAUGACCAAUUCAUAAUGAAUUGUAUAAGGACAUCAAAUACAGUCACACAAAACUAUAUGAGAUCAGUUACCAAUAAAAUUUACAUGCAUAAUCACAAAAUGAAUUACGCUUAUUUUGUACAGUAAAAUAAAUGCAAGAAGUUUUGACUGAAUGCA
Folsomia candida is the source of this 2115-nucleotide messenger RNA. Its product is annotated as prolyl 4-hydroxylase subunit alpha-1. Gene Ontology annotation, cellular component: endoplasmic reticulum. NCBI's taxonomy places the organism in Eukaryota, Metazoa, Arthropoda, Collembola, Entomobryomorpha, Isotomidae. Gene Ontology annotation, biological process: peptidyl-proline hydroxylation to 4-hydroxy-L-proline. Bases 144 to 1946 code for a protein of 600 amino acids. The transcript has 8 exons. Gene Ontology annotation, molecular function: protein binding; procollagen-proline 4-dioxygenase activity; iron ion binding. The record is from RefSeq and is a predicted model, not a curated record.